AUGGCCAAAACGGCCAUGCGCGAUACCUCAGCUCCAAGAAGCCCAUGGUGUCGCUCUCCACCGCGAUCACCGGAGCAUCGGGACCUGCUGGCCAAGCGCCUGACGACGGUCGAGAAACUACGGCGAGAAAUGCUGGACAAGUGGGACAACAAGGCGCCGGCGCGGACUUCGAAGGAGAUCCCGAUUCCACUGCAUCCAGGCGAAACCUACGCGCACUACAAGCACGAGUUCGACCUGUGGCUGCGCAAGAAGAAGAACGAAAGCCUCGAAUCCAUCCGGCGGAAGGAUCCGAACUACGAACGCACAUUGUGGUUCUGCUACGCCCUCCAGCGAGCAGGGACCACCAACCGCGAGACGGCAGCGAUCCAGUCGGGAUCGGCGAAGCGGCCUCAGUCUGAAGCGCACUCGUACUAUGGGCCGCCACCUUCUGACAGCAAAAGGCAGCGGACCGAACGACCGGAUUCGGCUUCACAACAGCCAACGACCAGGAGCUCGGAAAAUGCACCGAGUGGCAGAGCGGAAUUCGACAUGUUGGCGCCUAAGGACAAAUCGGCGGAAGCCAAGACGCCGGAGGUCAAGGCGCCGCAAGCUGUGAAGCCAAGUGGUUCGGUGGAGAAUGACAACGCGCCAAAGGAUGAGACGCUAGGGAACAAGCUGCUGGAGGACAAGUCGCCGACAGCUGUGAAGCUGAGUGCAGAGUCGUCUUCGAAUCAAAACGAGGGCCCCCCCAAAGGUGAGACCGACUGA
Phytophthora sojae is the source of this 747-nucleotide messenger RNA. RefSeq lists its product as hypothetical. The transcript has a single exon. The record is from RefSeq and is a predicted model, not a curated record. NCBI's taxonomy places the organism in Eukaryota, Oomycota, Peronosporomycetes, Peronosporales, Peronosporaceae. Bases 1 to 747 code for a protein of 248 amino acids.